AUGCCACUUUUCUCUCCUCUUUUUUCCUCAUCUCAAAGCUACAACCCGUGGAGACGGAGAGAUUAUUUAGAAGAUACUUCCUCAGACAGAUCAUCACCGGUUGGCUCAAUCGGCACAUCACCAACUAUGCCUCCUGCAAUGCCGUUACUACGGUUACAGUCUCCUUCCUCAUCAACCAGCAGUGGUGCAGGAGUGACACUUGUAUCAUCUCGGUCAUUAGAAGCCACUCCAACCAGUCCUUCUAAUGCAUCUGUAAUGAAAGAAGGUGGUUCACCACAUCAGUCUGAAAUUCCUACAGCGAUCCACAUGAAACCAGACAAAGGUGCACCAGUUUUAAUUUCUACCUCAGGUUCGAUGGCACACCAGUCUCAGAUAGCUGACGAUUCUUACGGUGCUAUGCCAGUAAGUGAAAUGGGUGGAUAUGGUAAAGGGAAAUCACAGAAAGGAAGUUAUACAAUUACUGCAGUUAGGACGGUGGGUGAUACUUCCAUCAAGCCCCAUCACGUUCAAAGUCGUCCUAUCACAGAAUGGCAGAAUACAAAUGUACUUCAAUGGCUGAUGCUUCAUGAACAAGAGCAGCAUAUGCCCGCAUUCCAGAGUAAUAAUAUUAAUGGUAUUCAGUUACUGCAAUUAGAUGGUGCCAAACUUAAGGUGUGUAAGCUCAAUAUGAAAUGUAAAAACCCAGUUUAA
Molecule: messenger RNA, 690 nt
Organism: Saccoglossus kowalevskii
Lineage: Eukaryota; Metazoa; Hemichordata; Enteropneusta; Harrimaniidae
Biological process (GO): actin filament organization; neuron projection development; calcium-mediated signaling
Cellular component (GO): postsynaptic density; dendrite; cytoplasm
Molecular function (GO): actin filament binding
Source: RefSeq, a predicted model, not a curated record